Lichtheimia ornata is the source of this 2037-nucleotide messenger RNA. RefSeq lists its product as uncharacterized. The transcript has 3 exons. Lineage: Eukaryota; Fungi; Mucoromycota; Mucoromycetes; Mucorales; Lichtheimiaceae. Bases 1 to 2037 code for a protein of 678 amino acids. The record is from RefSeq and is a predicted model, not a curated record.
AUGACAACCUCGGAAGGGGUCCAGGUUAAACGCAAGCAAUCCUCUCUUGCAAAAGCAAGCAUAGACAACGCGAGCACUUCCAGCUUACCUACUUCGCUCACAAAACGCCCGAGAUCCGAUUCAGUCGACAGCAGAACAUCGUCUUGGUUUCAACGACUUUAUCCCUCCAAUUCAUCAGCUACCAACCUUACCAAUGUCCAUGCGCCAUCCAAUGACAACAACAAUGGGACGAUGACUGAAAGCCAAAGCGAUAGCAACCAAGGCAAACAAACGCACAACACAACCACAACGACAACAGCACCAACAACAGCAGCAGCAGCAGGGAAUGGAGAUGAUGAUGAUAGCGGCAGCGAUAGUGGCUCAACGAAUAAGAAUGGUCAACAGCCAUCGAGUGGAAUAUGGUCUUGGUUUGGAUAUUCUAAUGCAUCUACGGAGGGCAAGUUACAAGAUGUGCCAUCCUCCAAGGAAGACAAACAAAGCAUUGAUGCUGAAGAAGUGAAACAAGAACCUGUACCUGUCAAGAGUGCUUCAUGGCGAUCUUUCUUUUGGACAACCUCUGAUCAACGAGAUAGCGUUGUUAUUGAAAAGAAUGGUGCAGAAGGAGAAGCAACAUCACCAUCAUCAUCAUCGUCACCAUCACCGCCUUCUCCAAAGACAAAACCACAAAGUCGUCCUAUCAAAAAGAACAUGGUGCUUCCAUCAGUGCAUCCAACAUCGACGGAGGAAAAACAACUACAACAAAAUGAUGACAGCGCAUCUUCAUCAUCCAUUGUCAAUAAGGCGUUGCGGGCUAUCAAUGCUAUGUUUUCUCAAUACCCUUCCUCGUCAUCAUCAUCGCAUUCACGUGUCAAUCCUCGAUUUGCCAAAUUUGUGCAGGCGAUGCAAUCUCAUCCCGAAGAUAUCGCUGGCAAAAAGUUUGUCAUUAUUGGUGUCCAUGGAUGGUUUCCAACCAAGUUAGUACGCAGCGUGAUUGGGGAACCUACAGGAACAAGCAUCAAGUUUUGUGAACAGAUGGUGGCUGGCAUGAGACACUACUUUAAAGAUACGCAUGGAUUGACAAUACCCCAUCACGCUAUUACCAGUAUUCCCCUGGAGGGAGAAGGCAAAGUGGCCGAACGAGUCGACAUGUUGUAUCAAAACCUUGUCAGCAAUCCAGCUUGGGUCAACGCUUUAGCAUCAGCCGAUAUCAUCUUUUGGGCAACCCAUUCGCAAGGAACCCCUGUCUCUGCUAUCUUAUUGCAUCAAUUGCUUGAACAAGGCAUGAUUCAUCAACCAGUAUGCUUUCUCGCCAUGGCAGGUAUUUCACAUGGCCCAUUUCCUUCUCUAAAGGGUAACAUGAUUGUCAAGUACUUUGAAGCGGAUGCAGCAAGGGAGCUAUUUGAAUUCAUGGACUCUUCCAGCACCGUAUCCCAACGCUAUCGUGAAUCCCUUGCUUAUUUGCUACGACACGGCGUCAAGACUGUGCUCAUUGGAUCGAUGCAAGAUCAAGUUGUUCCACUGUAUUCAGCUAUCAUGGCAGGCGCUUCACAUCCCAAUAUCCUUCGAGCCAUGUACAUCGAUGGUCACGUGUACUCUGAAGACGACUUCCUUAUCAAUCUCAUUUUAUUUGCACUUCGACUACGCAAUGCUGGAUUAUCCGACCAUGGAUUGUUAACCCAUUUGAGCGAGGUGUUGGCAGGCGAUUUAUAUUCAUGGGAAGGUGGCCAUUCAACCGUAUAUGAAGAAGUGGGCGUGUUUACCAUUGCUGUGCAGUACAUGUUUGAAAGCCUGGAUCAUGAGAAUGCCAACGCCAAAAAGAAUAUCAAAAAGGACGAUGAUACAGUAUUGCUUGAUCCCUUUGAAGCCAAACUACGUCUCAAUCCCUUUUACCUCCCAUGGGCAAUGCGUGGUAUCUGUGACGACGCCAAAGUUCUUGGUGAUGCCAUCUUUAGUCGAGAACUCGAAAAGUUGCGUACUCUGUUUGAGCGAUGGAAACCUUCAAGUUCCAAGUUGCGCGAGGUCAAAUUCCGUCUCGAACCACUCAAGGCACGCUUAUAA